Messenger RNA from Leguminivora glycinivorella, 858 nucleotides. RefSeq lists its product as uncharacterized. The transcript has a single exon. NCBI's taxonomy places the organism in Eukaryota, Metazoa, Arthropoda, Insecta, Lepidoptera, Tortricidae. The record is from RefSeq and is a predicted model, not a curated record. The coding region runs from base 1 to 858 and encodes 285 amino acids.
AUGAGUGAUAACGAGAACGGUGAAUUCGAGACGCCACCGACGAGCAGCAAAGCAAUGAAAGGUACUCCUGAUAUAUCUACGGAAAUAUAUCGCAUUGGCGUAAAAGUUCCCAUAUUUUGGCCGGAGAAACCUGCGGUAUGGUUCGCUCAAAUGGAAUCUCAGUUUAGCGUUGCCAAUAUUACAGCCGACGCAACCAAAUAUAAUCACAUCGUCGCGCAGCUUGAUUCGCAAUACGCCGCCGAGGUGGAAGAUAUUAUUGUUUCACCACCAGCUACCGACAAAUACAAGAAGAUUAAAGAGGAGCUAAUCAAACGACUCUCGGUGUCCCGGCAAAAGAAGGUAAAGCAGCUACUUAGCCAGGAAGAGUUGGGCGAUAGAAAACCUUCCCAAUUUCUCCGUCACCUACGUCAUUUGGCUGGCCCGAAUAUACCUGACGAGUUCCUUAUAUCUAUCUGGACGUCGCGCUUGCCUAACAACUUGCAAUUUGUGAUCGCAUCGAAGCCCAAUGAUCCUAUUGAAGAGCUCGCCGAGUUGGCUGACCGUGUCCACGACAUAGCAACUCCUCAAGUAGCAGCAGCGUCUGCGCCUGAUUCACAAAUGGCUAUCCUCAUGCGUCAAGUGAGUGAGUUGACUAAUGACAUGAAAACGCUGAAAAGUCAGUUUAAUAGUGACAGGCCGUCGCGAUCAAGAUCGCGCGCCUCCAGCAGGAAGCCUCGCAACCGCUCCAGCUCUCAGAGGUCGCAGUCAAGUUACCGCAAGUUUCCCGAGUGCUGGUACCAUGCGAAGUUCGGCGAGAAGGCUACAAGGUGCGUGAAGCCGUGCGACUAUCAAGCGGGAAACGAAAGGGGCACUCGAUAA